AUGUCCGACGUCCCACCAACCCAGUCCAUUCCCAAACCAGAGGAACCUAAAGCUGCAGAACCACAACAGUCUCCUCAGUUCCAGCAAGUACCUCCGAAUUACUACCAAUUUCCACCUCAAGGUUACUACCCACCACAAGGCUUCCCGAACUACCCUCCUCAGCCUAUGCCUUACUGCCCCAACCCUUGGUUGUUCCAGCAAGCUCCACCCCAGCAAUUCCAAUCUCAAUCCAAAUCGAAGAGAGACCAAGAGUUCGAAGAAGGUCUAAACCGUUUACGCAAAGAGUAUGCUACAGCUCCAAUUGAGAGAAAGUUGUUCCCGGACCAAAAAUAA
Messenger RNA from Trichomonas vaginalis G3, 333 nucleotides. RefSeq lists its product as uncharacterized. The coding region runs from base 1 to 333 and encodes 110 amino acids. NCBI's taxonomy places the organism in Eukaryota, Parabasalia, Trichomonadida, Trichomonadidae. The transcript has a single exon. The record is from RefSeq and is a predicted model, not a curated record.